GCUCCGCUCCCUCCGCCCUCCUCCUCCUCCUCCUCCUCCAGCUAUUUGCCAACCAGCCUCAGCGACAGACAGCCAGCCGCUCACCGUCCUGCUGCUGCCGCCUCCGCUGCUGCUGCUGCUGCCGCUGCUGCGCGGAGUCCCGUCUUCUCCCACCGAGCCCCGGCGUCGUUUUUCCCGGUCUGCGAGGAUCUCCACCCGGGCCGGCUAGCGAGUUCGGUCGCGUCUCUUUUUUUGGGGGGGGAGGAAAAUUCAGUCUUUGCGAGCUUUGUUCUCCAACUGCCCUUCAAGACAUAUGGAGAAAAUGGCCAGACCUCUUCCUAUAAACCCAACUUUCCUGCCGCCGACUCACGGCGUACUGAAAUCCCUGCUGGAAAACCCGCUGAAGCUGCCUUUCCACCACGAUGAAGGAUUUGGGAAAGACAAGGAGAAAGAAAAGAAGCUGGACGAUGAGAGCAGUGCGGCCAACCACCCACAGUCGGCCUUCCUCGGCCCGACCCUGUGGGACAAGACCCUGCCGUACGACGGGGACAACUUUCAACUGGAGUACAUGGACCUGGAGGAGUUCCUGUCAGAGAACGGCAUCCCCGCCAACACAGCCCAGAGCGACCAGGCUCAGCAGGCAGCGCAGCCGCCGCAGGCCCCUCUGCAGCAGGCACCGCCGCCCACCCCGCCCACGCCCUCUGUGGUGGACCUCAGCAGCCGCGCCACCACCUCGGUUCACACAGGCAUGGCGCCUCAGACCUGCCUCCACAGCCCCAGCGCAGCAGCGCUGCCCUCAGCCAGGGACACCCCCAGCCCCAUCGACCCAGAGUCCAUUCAGGUGCCCAUGACCUAUGAGCCCGACCCGGCGGACCUGGCUCUGUCCAGCGUGCCCGGACAGGAAAUGUUCGACCCCAGGAAACGCAAAUUCUCCGCUGAGGAGCUGAAGCCCCAGCCCAUGAUCAAAAAAGCCCGGAAGGUCUUCAUUCCUGAAGACCUGAAGGACGACAAGUACUGGGCCCGGCGCAGAAAGAACAACGUGGCAGCCAAGCGGUCACGAGACGCCCGGCGGCUGAAGGAGAACCAGAUCGCCAUCCGGGCCGGCUUCCUGGAGAAGGAGAACGCCGCUCUCCGGAUGGAGGUAGCGGACUUGAGGAAGGAGCUGGGCCGCUGCAAGAACAUUCUGGCUAAAUACGAGGCCCGACACGGGCCCCUGUGAGCCCCCCCAAAACCUCCCCAACCACCACAACCACCACCUCCACCACCUCCUUCCUCCCCCUCACUUCACCAUCCCAACCCACCUCUCCUCAAGUUUGAAGGACAAUGUGUCUCUUUUGGUGGCACUGCCCCCACCUCCUCCUCCUCCACCAUCCCAACCUCCUCCCACCUCCUCCUCCUCCCCCGGCAACCAACACACACCUGUAUGAUUCUGGUAUUAUAACUGUCAUUUUGACUUCUGUCAUAAGCUUCGAUUUUUGUCUGUUCCUUCUUUUAUUUUCUGUACACAUCGUUCGACUAAAUAUAUAUACAUAUACAUAGAUAAAUCUAUAUAUAUUUACACAUGCAUACUUCCCACUUUAAUGUACUGUGAGGAGUUAUGAGCCAACCCACCAGCUGAGUCCCCCCCGUCCCCCGCUACCUUCCACUUUUGAGAAAUGAUGCCAUGCUGUUUGUUGUUCACUUUCAUACCGAUUUUAUACGUGACAUCAGGACUGAAAACUGUUGUUUCCUGUUUCCCUUCUUCUUCUUCUUCUCUGUGUUAAACCAUGUGACGUGUCGGAGCCUGCUUCUACCCAAAAUCUGGUGUUUUUAGCCCCGUGCCAGGUUUGUUUUUCCUCUAUCAGCAACACCGUCUUCAGUUUUCUUCUUUUUUCUCUGAACUUUCUUGAUGUUCAUGUUGUAUUUCAGUUGUUCUAACACCACCACCACCUCCACCCUCCCCCCGGCUUCUCUUUACUGCAUCCUCAGUAUUUUAACGGUUAAAAAAACUUGUUUCCUGUGCAGUCGUGGCGUAGAAUUGCCGUUUUUAAAACCACCGUUUUUGUUUUUUUCAUCACUCGGACUCUGAGCAAUAAUAAUUCCUGUCCAGAACUAAACUGACAUGACUACCUACAUGUUCCUCACCCCUCCCUGCUCCCCCUCUCCUCCCUCCCACUGGCAGAUCACUACCUAGUCUCCCCCUUUUUUCACCUCACAUCUUAGCUCACCUCCGUUAACUAAGAUUACCUUAGUUAACCUCUGCACUAAUGCGUGUCUCACAAUCUGAUCUGGUGCAAUGUUUCCACUCACUCAAAAUUUCCUCCGCCUCAUAUUUAUCUACCUUUUAUUUCUCAGAUGGAAGAUUGUUGUUUUUUUAUAUAUAUAUACAUACAUAUAUAUAUAUAUAUAUAUUCUGUUGAUAUAAUUGUUAGUAUUAAUACUACUCUUGACAUUGUUGUUUAGCCUCCUUGUUUUCAGAUUUAAGCAUGAUUUCUUUCACAGAACGAAAAGCUAUUUACAGAUAUUUUCCUUGUUUUUUUGUUUUUUUUGCAAAGUUGUUGAUAAUUCUUUUUGCUUCUGUUAACUUAGCAUGAUCAAUGAGUGUUUUUAUUUUAGAAAUCAACAGAUGUCUGUAGUCUCUCUUUGUAGCUCUAUGUUUGCCUUCUUUUUAAAGAUGGCUGUAUGAAUGUAAAAGAUGUUGACAAAAAAGUUGGAUGGUGUUGUCCAAUACUGUGGUUAACCCAAUCAAUUUGUUUACUGCAAACCAAACUAUUCACAACAGAGAUGAUAUAUUGGUUACAAGAGAUAUGUUUAUAUAAACCUAUUCUAUAAGUUGUU
Molecule: messenger RNA, 2796 nt
Organism: Lates calcarifer (barramundi perch)
Lineage: Eukaryota; Metazoa; Chordata; Actinopteri; Centropomidae
Gene: hlfa
Product: HLF transcription factor, PAR bZIP family member a
Exons: 4
Coding region: 293-1198 (301 amino acids)
Biological process (GO): regulation of transcription by RNA polymerase II
Cellular component (GO): nucleus
Molecular function (GO): DNA-binding transcription factor activity, RNA polymerase II-specific; RNA polymerase II cis-regulatory region sequence-specific DNA binding
Source: RefSeq, a predicted model, not a curated record